CAGCCAACUACCUCACUUCCCUCCCUCCUUGUCAUCUCUAUUGUCUCUUCCAGGUGUUCUGUUUGCUUGCUUAGAUUGAAAGAUAUUUCACUGCGUCAGCUAAAACUUUCAUUUCUUCUUCUUCAGAGAAAUCUCUCCAGUAUGGUCCUUCAGGAUCUUGGGCGGCGAAUUAAUGCCGCCGUCAAUGACCUGACUCGGUCCAGCAAUUUGGACGAAAAGGCUUUCGACGAUAUGCUCAAAGAGAUUUGUGCAGCUCUGCUGUCCGCCGACGUCAACGUCCGCCUCGUUCAAUCACUCCGGAAAUCCAUCAAAGCUAGCGUCAACUUCGCAUCUCUGCCCCCUGCAGUGAAUAAGAAGCGCCUGAUUCAAAAAGCCGUCUUUGAUGAGCUAGUAGCCUUGGUUGAUCCGCAUGCUGAGCCCUUCCGUCCCAAGAAGGGCCGAUCCAAUGUGAUUAUGUUCGUUGGUUUGCAGGGUGCUGGUAAAACGACUACCUGUACCAAGCUGGCCCGCCACUAUCAGAUGCGCGGUUUCAAGACCGCCCUUGUCUGUGCCGAUACCUUUCGUGCGGGUGCUUUCGACCAGCUGAAGCAGAAUGCCACCAAGGCGAAGAUCCCAUACUACGGUAGUUUGACACAGACCGACCCCGCUGUUGUAGCCGCGGAGGGUGUCGCCAAGUUCAAGAAGGAGCGCUUUGAAAUCAUUAUCGUGGAUACCAGCGGUCGCCACAAGCAGGAGGAGGAACUUUUCACCGAAAUGACACAGAUUCAGACUGCUGUCACUCCGGACCAAACCAUUCUCGUCCUCGAUAGCACCAUUGGUCAAGCUGCUGAGGCUCAGUCAUCCGCCUUCAAGGCCACCGCAGAUUUCGGCGCCAUCAUCAUCACGAAGACGGACGGUCACGCAGCUGGUGGUGGUGCAAUCUCUGCUGUCGCCGCCACACACACGCCCAUCAUUUACCUUGGUACUGGUGAACAUUUGAUGGACCUGGAGCGGUUCGAGCCCAAGGCCUUCAUUCAGAAGCUGCUGGGAAUGGGUGACAUGGCUGGCCUGGUCGAGCAUGUUCAAGCCGUAACCAAGGACUCUGCUUCGGCGAAGGAGACCUACAAGCAUAUUGCAGAGGGUAUUUACACGCUGCGCGACUUCCGGGAGAACAUCACGUCAAUCAUGAAAAUGGGUCCAUUGUCCAAGCUCUCCGGCAUGAUCCCGGGUCUGUCCAACCUGACUGCUGGUUUGGAUGACGAAGACGGCUCGUUGAAGCUGCGCCGCAUGAUCUACAUCUUUGACAGCAUGACUGCUGCUGAGCUGGAUGGCGACCCCAAGGUCUUCGUCGAACAGCCCAGCCGCAUGGUUCGUGUUGCCUGCGGUAGCGGUACCACGGUCCGCGAGGUGGAGGACCUCCUCUCCCAACAUCGCAUGAUGGCUGGGAUGGCCAAGCGAGUCGGUGGGCAGAAGAAACAGAUGCAGCGCGCCCAGAACAUGCUCAAGGGUGGAAAUAAGGAUCAGCAGCUGGCUGCGAUGCAGAAACGCAUGGCCGCCAUGGGUGGUGCCGGCGGCGGUGGCUUCCCUGGUAUGCCCGGCAUGGGCGACAUGGCAAAGAUGAUGCAAAUGCUGCAGGGUCAGGGCGGUGGUGGCGGUGGCCUGCCGGGCCUCGGUGGUAUGGACUUGCAGAGCAUGAUGAGCCAAAUGGGUGGGUUGAUGGGUGGUAUGGGCGGUGGUGGUGGUGGCGGCGGACGAGGCCGUGGCCGGUGAUCCUGCUGCAUCCAUUGCCAUUCUUUGUUCUUUUGGGUUUCCAUAUUUCCGAGCUCUUUCUCCUAUCUCCUCCUACCUUCUCCCGCACCUUCUUGUCUAUAUCUGUUUCUUUCCCCCCCUUAGUUAUACCUCUCAUGAUUCCGGUUUCCCGCCGGUAUUCGCAGCUCGUUGCUGAUGUCGAUGUCGAUUGUAUUAGCAUAGUCUGGUGUUGGGCGUGUUCUUUUUCUUGGUUUUGCCGGGUCAUUGAAUCAUUCCAUCCCAUCCAUACCAAAAUAAUUCGAUGCGAGAUGGCGUGGGUUGCAUGUAUUGGCCAAAUUGGCUCGUAAAUAAGUCAUUAUCAAAAUACCUCACAUCAUUCCUCUAGGGAGUUUGUUGCUCAGUACAAAUGCUUCCAACCUCCG
Aspergillus saccharolyticus JOP 1030-1 is the source of this 2150-nucleotide messenger RNA. Its product is annotated as RNA-binding signal recognition particle subunit SRP54. NCBI's taxonomy places the organism in Eukaryota, Fungi, Ascomycota, Eurotiomycetes, Eurotiales, Aspergillaceae. Gene Ontology annotation, molecular function: ATP hydrolysis activity; GTP binding; endoplasmic reticulum signal sequence receptor activity. The record is from RefSeq and is a predicted model, not a curated record. The transcript has 2 exons. Bases 142 to 1749 code for a protein of 535 amino acids. Gene Ontology annotation, cellular component: signal recognition particle, endoplasmic reticulum targeting; cytosol. Gene Ontology annotation, biological process: SRP-dependent cotranslational protein targeting to membrane, translocation; SRP-dependent cotranslational protein targeting to membrane.